This is a messenger RNA of Closterium sp. Naga37s-1, 2565 nucleotides long. Lineage: Eukaryota; Viridiplantae; Streptophyta; Zygnematophyceae; Desmidiales; Closteriaceae. The record is from the annotation of a GenBank genome assembly.
AUGUCGUCGUCGCACGGUGGUCGCUGGUUCGUCGCAGAGGGAGAAGGACGGAACGUGUAUCGUAACAGAGAAACUAAUAAAGGGUACGUCGUGGACUAUUCGGUAAACGAAGCAGUCGCCUCAACUGACGCCCUCGUCCCUUCGUCGCACACUUUCGCAGCAUCGUCGCGAUCCGACGUGGCGUCGCCUCGAAUCGUCGCACAGGGAGCGGAAUGGGCGGACGACUUCCCGCUCUCGUUCAACAGCUUCCCCGCCCCGCCCAACCCUCGUCGCACAGGGAGCGGAAUUGCCGCUAGCUUCACCCCCGCGUGGCCCAACGCGCGCCUGGAAGGGCCGGGGGGAGCGUGGGCGGUGCCCGUGUGGGUGGAAAUAGCGGCGACGGCGGAGAGGGGAGCGGGCGGGGAUGGGGGGGAGGGCGGAGGUGGUGUGGGGGGAGGCGGAAGCGACGGUGUGGUUGCCGGGGGUGGCGGAGCGGCGGGAGCGGGUGACGGAGGCGGAGGGGGUAGCGGGCGCGGGGACGAGGAGCUGCUGUGCCCCGACUGCCGCGCGCCCCUCUCGCUCCUCUCUUUCCCCGCGCUUGCCUUCCCCCAUUCCCCCUCCUCCCCGUCCGCGUCCGCGCUAUCUCCGCCCAUGUCCGCGGCGGAGGCGCGCGCGAGCGGGCGCGCGGUGCUGUUCUGCCGCCAAUGCCAGCGAUUCACCGACAGGCCGGUGGCGGGAGGGACAGGGGAGGCGGAGAAUGGGCGGAAGGGGAAAGACGAGGGGCAGCCGCAGGUGACGGCGGAAGGGCAGUGCGCAAGCGGGGGGAAGGGGGAAGGAUUGGGGAAGGGCAAGGGCGGGGGGGGGCGCGAGAGUGGGGGAGUUUGUGGAGGCGGACUGGGGCAGGGGCGGAGUGAGGGGCAGCAGGUGGGCAGCAGCGGAAGGAAUAGAAGCCCUGGCGGUGGCGGAAGCAGCACCAGCGCCUAUCCCCCUAGCUUCUCCUCCCCCCUCCUGCACGCCCCCAGAGGCCCCCCCGCCCCGCCCCCUCCCCCGUCCCCCCUGGCCGCGCCCACGCAGAUCCCCCCCGCCCCUGGCGCGGGCGCGGGGGAGAAGCGGGGGAGAGGGCAGCAGAGCGGGGGAGGGGAGGGGAGGGAGGGGCGGGAAGGGCGGGAAGGGCGAGAGGGGAGGGAGGGGCAUGUGCCGUGUUUUGGGGCGGCAGGGGGAGGAGGGGACGGCACAGAGCAUAACUGGGGAGGGGCGAAUCUGGGGGAGAAUCUGCCCACGCCCAAGCAGAUCCGGGCAGCGUUGGAUGAAUUUGUGAUCGGGCAGGAUAACUCGAAAAAGGUGCUGGCAGUGGCGGUGUACAACCACUACAAACGCAUCUUCCUUGAAAACCAGAAGCGGGAAAGACUCGCCAACCUGCCCGAGGGGGCAUGCGAGAACCUGGUGGGGGGCGGUGAGGAGGACGAGGUGGAGGUGGAGAAGCGCAGCGUGCUGCUCAUGGGACCCACGGGGUCAGGCAAGACCCUCCUGGCCAAGACUCUGGCCCGGUUUGUCAACGUGCCAUUUGCCAUCGCUGAUGCCACCACUCUCACCCAGGCGGGGUAUGUGGGAGAGGACGUGGAGAUGAUUCUCUAUAAGCUGCUGCAGAGCGCCAAUUUCAGUGUGUCAGCAGCGCAGCAGGGCAUUGUGUAUAUCGACGAGAUUGACAAGCUCACCAAGAAGGCGGAGGGCAUCACGAGCACCAGGGACGUGUCAGGAGAGGGCGUGCAGCAGGCGUUGUUGAGAAUGCUCGAGGGUGCUGUGAUUAAUGUGCCGGAGAAAACAGGGAGGAAGAAUCCAAGAGGCGAGUUCAUACAGCUGGACACACAGAACAUUCUCUUCAUCUGUGGAGGGGCGUUCGUGGAUCUCGAGAAGACGAUUGCAGAGAGGAAGCGCAAGUCAUCCAUCGGCUUCGGGGCCCCCGUGCGCGCAUCGCUGCGCAACCGAUCGGUGCUUGACGCCCGCACUGCCGGCUCGCUGCUGCAGUCGGCAGAGAGCACGGACCUGAUAGCCUAUGGGCUCAUUCCUGAGUUUGUGGGGCGAUUCCCGGUGCUCGUGGGGCUGCAUGCUCUCACAGAGGAGCAACUCGUGCAGGUUCUGUUAAAGCCCAAGAACGCCCUCAGCAAGCAAUUUGCAAAGCUGCUGGCUAUGAACAACGCCCGUCUGCACAUGACAGAGGGAGCAGUGAGGGCCAUAGCGCGCAGGGCAGCAGCGCGCAACACGGGGGCCAGGGGGCUGCGAUCGCUGCUGGAGGGGCUGCUCACCGAGGCUAUGUACGAGGUCCCCAGCAGUCUAGUGGAAGCAGUGGUGCUGGACGAGGCAUCGGUGGGGCACGAGGGGGAGGAGGGGGAGGACGGUGUGCCGGGGUGUGGAGCCCACAUACUGCAAGGGGAGGGCGCGUGGGAGCGGUGGUUGCAGGAGAACGAGGGAGGUGGAGAGAAGGCAGGAGGGAAGGGAGAGGAGGGCCAGGGGGGAGGAAGCAAGGGAGGUGGAAGUGAUGAGGAAUCGGACUCUGCUCCUGCUCUUGCCACAGCCACGGCAGCUUGA